This is a messenger RNA of Amphibalanus amphitrite, 2088 nucleotides long. RefSeq names its product branched-chain-amino-acid aminotransferase, cytosolic-like. Lineage: Eukaryota; Metazoa; Arthropoda; Thecostraca; Balanomorpha; Balanidae. The record is from RefSeq and is a predicted model, not a curated record. Bases 245 to 1441 code for a protein of 398 amino acids. Gene Ontology annotation, cellular component: mitochondrion. Gene Ontology annotation, biological process: L-valine biosynthetic process; L-leucine biosynthetic process. The transcript is spliced from 7 exons. Gene Ontology annotation, molecular function: branched-chain-amino-acid:2-oxoglutarate transaminase activity.
GCAAACAGCUUCCAGCAUACACAGAAGUCGUUUGCGAGUGAAGCUGUGCGGAGGUCUCUCUCCCGUGUGCUGUGCCGGCAUUUUUUCAAGUUUUGUUGAGUGUUGUGCUGGCCAAGAUAACAUAUUGAGGAAAAUAUUCAGUGAAUAUCGGUGGUACUUGAGUCAAUUUCCCGUUUGUGUCGACUGUCGGUGCGACUUUGAAAGAAGACUUCUUGUGAAGUUUUUGUGAAAAGUGUGGUCUUUAAUGGCUUCAGUAUAUAUUCCUGCUUUUAGAUCUGCCAGGAAGAUCCUGAGUGUGCAGCAUUGCUGCUCGUGCAAGGCAGUUCGACAUGUGUCAUUCAACAAAACAUUCAAGUUCGAGGACAUGGACAUGGAGCUGGCCACGCCGGACCAGCUGAAGCCGAAGCCGCCCGUCUCCAGCCUGGUGUUCGGCAAGCACUUCACCGAUCACAUGCUGACAAUCGACUGGUGCGCGGCCAAGGGCUGGGCCAACCCGCGCAUCACGCCUCUCCAGCCACUGGCCAUCCACCCGGCCGCCAAGGUCCUCCAUUAUGCCCUUGAGCUGUUUGAGGGCAUGAAGGCGUACCGGGGUGUGGACGGCCGUAUUCGUCUGUUCCGGCCGUCGCUCAACAUGGAGCGGAUGAACGCCACGGCACAGCGGGUGGUGCUGCCCAACUUUGACGGAGCCGAGCUCACCAAGUGCAUCAAACGCCUGGUGGCCAUCGACCAGGAGUGGGUGCCCCACUCGACCGCCUCUAGUCUCUACAUUCGGCCGACGCUUAUCGGCACGGAGCCGACACUGGGCGUCUCGGCGUCCAACAACGCGGUGCUGUACGUCAUCCUGGGCCCGGUCGGCCCGUACUUUGCCUCGGGCUUCAAGCCGGUCUCACUGCUGGCCGACCCGGCGUACAUCCGCGCGUGGCGCGGCGGCUGCGGCUUCGCCAAGAUGGGGGCCAACUACGCGCCUACCGUUAUGGUGCAGAAAGUAGCCGAGAAGCAGGACCUCCAGCAGGUGAUGUGGCUGUACGGAGAGGACCACGAGAUCACCGAGGUGGGCACCAUGAACAUCUUCUGCUUCCUGACCAACGAGCAGGGUGACCGGGAGCUGGUGACGCCGCCGCUGGACGGCGUCAUCCUGCCGGGAGUGACGCGCCGCAGCAUCCUGGACCUGGCGCGCCAGUGGGGAGAGUUCACCGUCUCCGAGCGCCGCCUCACCAUGGGAGAGUUCGUCAGGGCGUCCGAACAGGGCAGGGUGAUUGAAAUGUUCGGCGCCGGUACGGCCUGCGUCGUCUGUCCCGUGGAGCGGGUGCGGUACAUGGACCGCGACAUUGUCAUCCCGACGCCGGACGGAGACGCCUCGCUGGCCCACCGGAUCCUCAGCACUCUCUCUGACAUACAGUACGGACGUGUUGAGCACCCGUGGAGCGAACCGAUCGACUGAGCUGCGCCGGCCGGGCCGCGGUGGGUCCGCCGGCGCGCUGCGAUACAGCUGCACCGCGCCGGGAGUGGUAGGACCGUCAGCGGAUGGAGGGGACGGCAGGCUGCGGCUCGGUAGGUAGCGCUCAAUAGGCCGGAUUCUGGUAGAGAGGGCCAAGUGCGGCCGCUCGGCGCUCACACUGUGAGCAGGCCGGCGGCCGGCGGCUGUGAGAGCGGCAGCUGUUCUCACCGCGUGAGAGCGGGAGCCGCGUAACGUGCAAUACUGUGGGACGGACGGCGAGAACGGGUCAGGAGUGCAGGCGGAGGCGUUUUACCGGAGCAGGGAGGGGCGGUCGGUCGGCCGCCCGCGGGUACCGGCGGCACCUGUGUGGCAGAACCGGAAUAGUCGGCAACCAGCCGCGCAGAAAUGCUCAUAGUGUUAAUACUCGCAGCCAACGUUUUUCCUUUUGGAUUGUGACCUCUAGUGCCGCGUGAAUGCCAUUGGAUGCCAGGUCUGCCAGAUGCCGAGUGGGCAGCACGCUCACGAACUUUUCUCGAGUGCGAGUCGAGAGACUGUAUAUCUCAGCGCGAGACUGUGAACAAAUUGAUGGAGCUGAAUCCUUUGUCGUCGUAGUCUUGGCAUUGACUUUUUGUAGCAUUUUCGUUGUAGAU